This is a messenger RNA of Periconia digitata, 657 nucleotides long. The record is from the annotation of a GenBank genome assembly. NCBI's taxonomy places the organism in Eukaryota, Fungi, Ascomycota, Dothideomycetes, Pleosporales, Periconiaceae.
CAACAUGAUACAAGUACAUCGAGUCAAUACAAAUUAUUUGUCACCAUCCUUCCUAUCCCCAUCUUUACUACCAUCCAUCUAUUCUCUCAAAUACAGUUACAGCAUCUUGCUUGUAUGACUCUCCCUCGCUGUCGGUCAUUUAUACGCCUCAUUCAUAUAAUCGUCAUCAUAAAAACUCUUGUCACGCGUUCUAUCACAUACCGACACAUCUCUCCUGUCCCCUCACAGCACACUCCACUCAUGUUCAACAUACAACAUCCUACAAAAGUCAAACAUCUCUUAAUCCUCGAUUCACUCCUCUUCCCUCAAACACGUACCCCGUCACACCCCCGCACCCUCUAUCCCGAACCCGAAAACCUUCAAAGAAAAACCUCCCUUACAACUCCUCAUCCUCCCUCAGCACCUCUACAACGACCCUCACCGCAGUCACAACCUCCGCCCCCAACAACGGCUCCCGCUCCCGCCGCCGCUCCGCUCGCUGAUCGUCGACAAGACAGAGACCCCGCGCGCACCCCAGCCUUGACGACGCUGGGUACGGCCGCGCUCGUCUAUCGGCCCUGGUGCUGCUGCUGCAGGACAUCGCGUUGUGCUGCUUUUUUGUUCAAUUCGUAUCAUACAUCCUUUUGUAUUCUCUCCUUCUCUGUCUGUGGGGUAUAG